Messenger RNA from Cotesia congregata, 435 nucleotides. NCBI's taxonomy places the organism in Eukaryota, Metazoa, Arthropoda, Insecta, Hymenoptera, Braconidae. The record is from the annotation of a GenBank genome assembly.
AUGUUGGCCAAAUCCACUAUUAUCCUUUUCGCCCUUGCUGUUGGCUUAUCAUCAUUCUCCAAUGAAAAGUCAACUGUAUCAGCAAAUAAAAUUCCCGAAGUGUCAAAAUUAUCCUUCGACGUCGGAGACAAUUUCGAUGAUUAUUACAAAUAUAUCGGUAAUUUGUAUCGAAACGAAGUAAGAAAAAACCAAAUUGGAGCUGAAACACAUCAAGACAAUAAUCACCUUCAACAGGUCAAGUCAACGAGUGAAAAUCACAUGGGGUCGGAUGUUGAUCAAAAGAAAAUAUUCCAUGACAUAAGUACCAAUGUUGUUGAUCAUUCUUCCGGAGCACUAACUAUCCAAGUAGACAAUACUUGGCAACAGGUUAACGCUAGUGGUAAGAAUUACAUGGGAUCGCAAGCUCGUCAGAAAAAUAACGUCUACGAAAAAUGA